This is a messenger RNA of Canis lupus familiaris (dog), 2667 nucleotides long. It is a transcript of the gene DDB2, whose product is annotated as damage specific DNA binding protein 2. Bases 926 to 2296 code for a protein of 456 amino acids. Gene Ontology annotation, cellular component: Cul4-RING E3 ubiquitin ligase complex; nucleus. NCBI's taxonomy places the organism in Eukaryota, Metazoa, Chordata, Mammalia, Carnivora, Canidae. Gene Ontology annotation, molecular function: protein binding; damaged DNA binding. The record is from RefSeq and is a predicted model, not a curated record. Gene Ontology annotation, biological process: DNA repair; response to UV. The transcript is spliced from 9 exons.
CCUGUUCGGGAGUGCAGGACCCACCGUGAAUGCAUUGGUGUCUCCUCUCACCCUUCCAUAGAGCCUGGGUCCGAGCGUGGCGGAUAGAAUGAAAGUGGGCGCCCAGCAGUACUCCACUGAUCGUAGCUCCUGUCUGGCUCGUCGCAGAAAAUAGGAUACACCCGAACUGUGUCCCCGGGGGGCCGCACAGAGUCACCUCUGAGGGUCAAUGCCUCGGCCUCUUGCUUAAGUCAGAGCACAAGAUUCUAAGCCUGGUUAGCCUGCACGUCCUCCAGCUCAUCAUUACUCUCUAGGCCGACACUCGGCAGGUUUGGGAAACCUCAGUUAAAAGCCGCAAGUUUCAGCCACUCUGCACAGAGAAGCUGAGAUUCGGCGGAGCCGGGGAAACAAGUAGCGCACACCUACCGCGAAGCUGGCCGGCGGGAAGAGUUUGAUUUCCACCGCCGGGAGGUGGCUAGCUCCCUACAGAGCUGCCUAUCCCCAGAACCAGCCAAUCCUAAAGCCCGAGGGCGUGUGAUCACCAAUUAAAAGUCAGAGGAGGCGGCGCCUAAGCCUUGAUUGGCACCUGGUCUCCUGUGGACGCGCCGAGGCCGGGCAGCGCCGAUUCCGAGGUGGCUUCAAGUUGGGUGGUCUAGCGGUGGCGGCCAUCUUUAUUUCUGGCAGAUCAGCUGACUGGCACUAGCUGGCCCAACACGUCGGCGCCAUCCCGUCUCUCCAGGGAGCCCCUGAGCUCCUCCCCUCGCGUGCCCCAGUCUUCGCAGGAGGGGCGGGGCGGGAGCGAGAAGCCAGAUUGAAAGCGGUGAGGCUGUUUGGCGGGAAGUUGGCGUAGUUCCCCGGUCCCCGCCUUGUUUCUCCCCAGAGGCUUCACAAUCUUCCCUCCACGGUCUCGGCAUAGGGCAUAGUACCCUUUCGCACGGAGGACGCGAUGGCUCCCAGGAAACGCCCAGAAACCCAGAAGACCCCCGAGGUGGCUGUGCGCCCCAAGAGCAAGAGGAGCAGAAGCCCCCGGGAGCUGGAGCCCGAGGCCAAGAAGCUCUGUGUGAAGGGCCCCGGUUCUAGCAGAAGAUUUGACUCAGGCUGCCUUUGGGCGGGGUUGGCUAGCCUGCAGGUCCCGCCAUCAUGCAGCAGCAUCGUCAGGGCGCUCCACCACCAUAAGCUGGGCAAAGCUGCCUGGCCGUCACUGCAGCAGGGUCUCCAGCAGUCCUUUUUGCAUUCUCUGGCUUCUUACCGGAUAUUCCAAAAGGCUGCCCCUUUUGACAGGAGGGCCACAUCCUUGGCAUGGCAUCCAACUCACCCCAGCACCCUGGCUGUGGGUUCCAAAGGGGGAGAUAUCAUGCUCUGGAACUUUGGCAUGAAGGACAAACCUACCUUCAUUAAAGGGAUUGGAGCUGGAGGCAGCAUCACUGGGCUGAAGUUUAACCCUCUUGAUACCAACCAGUUUUUCACCUCCUCAAUGGAGGGAACAACUAGGCUGCAAGACUUUAAAGGCAACACUCUGCGAGUUUUUACCAGCUCAGGCACCUGCAACUUCUGGUUUUGCAGCCUGGAUGUGUCUGCCAGAAGCCGAAUGGUGGUCACAGGAGACAAUGUGGGGCACGUGAUCCUACUCAACAUGGAUGGCAGGGAGGUGCGUUCUCUGGAGCCCAGUUCCCCCCUUUCUGUCCCUUGCCCCUGGCCUCCCUGCGCCCCACCUGAACCGAGCCCUUCUCUGCAGCUCUGGAAUCUGAGAAUGCACAAAAAGAAAGUGACCCACGUGGCCCUGAACCCAUGCUGUGAUUGGUUCCUGGCCACAGCCUCCGUAGACCAAACAGUGAAAAUCUGGGACCUGCGCCAGGUUAGAGGGAAAUCCAGCUUCCUCCACUCGCUGCCGCAUAGCCAUCCUGUCAAUGCAGCCUGUUUCAGUCCUGAUGGAGCCCAGCUCUUGACCACUGACCAGAAGAGUGAGCUCCGGGUUUACUCAGCCUCCCAGUGGGACUAUCCCCCAAGCCUGAUCCCACACCCUCACCGCCACUUCCAGCACCUGACACCCAUCAAGGCAACCUGGCAUCCUCGGUACAACCUCAUUGUCGUGGGCCGAUACCCAGAUCCCAAUUUCAAAAGCUGUACCCCUCACGAAUUAAGGACGAUCGAUGUGUUUGACGGAAGCUCAGGGAAGAUGAUGUAUCAGCUCUAUGACCCAGAAUCUUCUGGUAUCAUUUCGCUCAAUGAGUUCAAUCCUAUGGGGGACACACUGGCCUCUGUGAUGGGUUAUCACAUUCUCAUUUGGAGCCAGGAGGAAGCCAGGAUGCGGCCAUGAGAGACACUAAUGAAGGUGUGGGCCAAGCAAGAGCUUGGAGCCGCCUGAGGACAAAUCCUGUAAGAAGAGGCGGCUGUGUAUUAAAAGGGCCAAAGGUAUCCAAGUCUUAGGGUUGGAGCAGGGACACUGUGGCAUGGGACACUAUGGGACUGGGACACUGGCACGUUACUGCUCUGGACUCAGCUCCAGAAACUUCUCCAGAGUUGGUGCCCCAGGUGCCCCAAGGGCCCCUGCUGUAUCUAGCCUGGAGCCAGGCUUCUCUUGGAGCGAAGGUACUCUUAUAUGUUUGAUGUGCAGUGAUGGAGUGAUAAGGUAAUGGUUUUCAGUUUGUGCUCACUAUUGACAUGGCUAAUAAAACCAUACCCAACUGA